AGAGAGAAUAAUUUGCAAUGAAACAGCAAAAAACAUGAAGGAGAAAGUAAGAGAGAUAGAGAUAGAGAGGAGAGAACCAUUGUGGCGCGGAUGGUCGUGUGGUUUGCUGCCUCAAGAGGAAAACAAAUCGAGGAGAACGUGCAUUGAGAGGUGAGGUCCAGCCAGGAACGGUGCUAGGUGAGUGGCAGAAUGGCUCGAGGACACCAGAAGGCGCAGUCACAGGAGAGGAACAAGGCCAAGCAGGCGGCCCAGAAGAAGACCGGCCACAACGCCAACCAGCAAAAGAAGGCCGCCAUGAAAGCACUCACCUUCCAAUGCUCCAUCUGUAGGAGCAUGAUGCCAGACCCCAAGACGUACCGCCAGCACUAUGAAAACAAACACCCGAACUCUGAACUGCCCGAGGAACUGAAGAAUAUGUGAUGCCGGACACCACCGCCAGCAUCACCACCACCACCACCACCACCACCAUUGCAACCACCACCACCACCACCACCACCACCACCGCUGCCAAUGCUCCCAUCGCCAGCCAUAUCCUGAGAUUCUGCUAAUGAUGUGCGACUUGGCGACUUUUUUUAUUAUUUUUAUUUUAUUUUUUUCCCCCCUCCCCCGUCACUUUGUCAUCCCCCGAUCCCCUGCCCCCUGUUACCUGCUAGUUACCGUUUUCUUCUCGGCUAAAUAUUUUUUCCGAGCGGGUGCUUUUAUAAAUUAGUGAUGGUUGGGUUCGAGUUUUUUCUUUCUUUAUUAUUAUUAUUAUUAUUAUUUUUUUUUUUUUUUUUUAUUAUUAUUAGAUUGAGGUUUCUAUUUAAUUUUUUUCUUUCAUUUUUAUUGCACUGUGGAGUUUGGCACCUUUAAUUUUUUUGAUGGUAUGUAUUUUUAUUACUAUUUGAAUGAAAGUUUGAUGUGUGUUGAUUUAAUUAAGUUUCACCUCUUGUUUUUCUCAAUAUAUAUUUUUUUGAGAUGAUCUGAGUAAAAGUUUGAUUUUUCUACUUUCGGUUUUCUUUUAUAACGACUUGAGCGAAUGUUUCAGUUAUUCUCGCAUUUUUCCGUUGACAGAGCGACUGUUUGUUGUCUUGUUGGGCCGAGCUGAGCCAGGCUUGUCAUUUCAUUAUUACCGAUGAAAAAAAGUAGAAGAGUGAACCUGACAUAACCAAAAAAAUGACCCUGUCUGUUUGAAUUACUGUUACUCUUAUUACCAUCACCUCUGUUGUUGUCAUCAUCAUUGUAUUGCAUUUAUUUCUCAUACAAUAUAUGUCUCAGGGUGAAGAUAAGGUUAUAUAUACAACACACAAUACUUUCUUGCUGAUGAACCCACUGGUGUGAUGUAUUAUGAGAAGAACUUGAGGGAUAUAUACAACACAGUGCUGAUAACUCCAUUUGUUGUAUUCAUUGCAACUCAAACACCAUCAUGGCUUAGAUAAGGGGUUUACAAUGCUAAGAAUCCCAUUAGUAUAUUUUUGAUCAACACUUAAGGUAUAAACAACACAACACAACACAACAUGACAACUCAAACACCAUAGUGACUUGAAGAUAAGGCAUUUAGAAUAUUGGGUUAUUUAUGAUCAACACUUAGGUAUAAACAACACAACACUGCACUGGUAUAUUUAUAUUAUUCAUGACAACUCAAACACUAUAAUGGCAAAGAUAAGGGAUUUGCAACACUGUAUUUCCAGAUAAAAAUUUUCUGAUAUAAAAACUUCAGGUAUAAACCACAAUACACAUCACUGGUAUAUUAUGACUCACAACUCAAACACUGUGUUGAUGAAGAUAAGGGAUUUACAACACUAAUACAUCCAUUGGUAUAUUUAUGAUCAAAAACUUCAGAUAUAAACACUGGUAUAUUUAUGAUUACUUAAACACUUCUGAUAGUAUGAGUCAACACACACACACACACACACACACAAAGAAAAAAAGAAUUAACCAGUCAAUGAAGUUCUCACUAAAAUCAAAUAAUUAUAAUGAUUUUCACCUUCCAAAAAUCUGAAGUGUAUUUAGAUAGUAGUUCCAUUAAUCCAUUCAGAAGGAAAACAGCAUAUUUGUGUCUGUUAUUUGAUAUUUUUUUUCUCGUGUCUAUCAAAUUUCCCUGUUAUUCCAAUUUCUAGGGUGUUAAUGUGGUGCCCUUCAGUGCAUUCGGAAAGGUAACGUGUAAAUUUAUUGGUUAUUCAUUAUUUUUCAUUUAGUGUCAAUGCUUUUAUUACUAUUAUGUUAUUUUGUUAUUUUACUCUAAUUUCAAGGGUAUUGAAACUCUACCCACUAAAUUCAGAAAGGAAACGUGUAAAUUUAUCGGUUAUUCAUCAUUCUUCGUCUAGUGUAUCGAUUUUUUUAUUAUUAUUAUGUUAUUUUGUUAUUUUAUGCUAAUUUCAAGAGUAUUUGAAUUCUCUCCACUAAAUUCUGUAAGGAAAACAUUUAGAUUGAUCAAUUAUUCAUUACUUUCAUUUAGUGUGUCAGUUUAUACUUUUAUUAUUAUCAGCUAUUGUUAUUUUAGUCUAAUUUCAAUGGCAUUCAAACUACCUACAAAAUUUUAGAUGGAAAUAUAUUCAGAUUUAUCAUUUAUUUACAAUUUUCCAUUUUGUAUGUAUUUAUUUUAUUAGCUGUUAAUGUCACUUAUUUUUCUGUGGUGUUCUCGCAGUGCUCGUUGAAUUAAGAGAGGAAAUUCGUGUUGAUUCAGCAGUUAUUGUUUUUUUUUUUUUUUUUUUUACGUUUGUUUACUUUCCUUUUAUUUUUCUUUCAUUGUGAUUGUCUGUGAUAGGGAUUUGUUCUUUAUAUCUCCUUUUAUUCCUUCCCUCUUUCUUCUUUCUGUUCUUCCUUACUUAUUUUUGUCUUUUUUAUCUUCUUUUCUCCUUUCUUUCUGGUUCCAAAUAUCUUUUCAUGUUUUUCAUCCAUUCUUGUUUUCUAUCUUCAUUUCCUCCUUACAAAUUCUUACCUUUAUCUCCUCCUCCUCCUCCUCCUGCUAACAACCGAUUCAGUAGUUAGCAGCUGGUCAUUGUGGUGAUAACUUGCAUUAGAGACACCUGCAAACACUCACAAAUUACAGUAGCGAUAUGCGGAGAAACUAACUGAUUAAUUCCUAUUGUUUAUUUUAUUAUUAUUUUAGAGCCCCUGUGUGUGGUGGGGCAGGGCCGAGAAAAUAGUUAAUAUCCUUCCUCCCAUUCCUUUCUUAAAUAAUUUCCCGAUUCUCUUUCAUUAUUCACUGUUUUGAAAUUGGGAAGUCAGUUGGUGGUGGUAAAGUGUAUUUUCUGUAUUUUUAAUGAUUUUUUAGCACCUUUUUAUAUUUUUUAUCAUUUUUUCAUUAGUUUAUUUCACACAUAUUUGCUUCCGGAAGAAAAGAAAACUCAUUGAUAUUAACAUGGUAGUUCGUGUUUACAUUCUUCAUUUUAUUUUGCGCACGGUGGCGUCAGGGAAAGAAAAUAAAUAAGUAAGGUUAAUGUGGUGGUUCUGGUUCCAUUCUUUAGUCAUUCAUUCUACGCGCGACACUUCCGGGAAAGAGAAAAAACAAUAAUACCGGUAAUGUUAGUGGCGGUCUUGGUUACGUGGUGUUUGUCGGGCUCCUAACCAGACCAGACCAAGCCAAGCCAAGCCACUAAGCUCUCGGGAACACUUUUAUGUUUUUACUACUGUCCCUUUACUCUUGUGCUUCUGAAUAGGCUGUAGAGUAUAGCAGAGAAAGACAUUUAAAAAGAAAACUCCUUAACGCUUAUAAAAAAUGUAAAAAAAAAAUAUUGAGCUGGGUAGGCUAGAUGAUUUUGUGUGUAAUGGUGUUUUUUUUUUUGUUUUUCUUCUAUUUUGACUUCUUUUUAUGUUUGUCUCUUGUGCUAUUUCUAUUCCUGAUUUCUCGUUUGUUUCUCUUUCUGUCCUGUCUCCUCUCUUGUUUGUUUUUUUCCCCUCAGUCUUUCCUAUCCUUCCCAUUUCUCUUAUUUUGUUUCUUUUCCUCGUCUUUUCUUCCCUCAUCACUAGUAAGCUUCAUUCUUCUCUUUCCUUUCCUUCCUCCUCUCCUUCAAUCAUCCCUUCAUUCUUUCAUCCUCUCAUGUCCUCCAUCCUUCCUCCUUCCCAUAGACCCACAAAUGUCACGCGUUGCUCGUUUUUAUUUUUGUAAGGCUUUUAUUGCUUUAUUCCCCUUCUCCACACUCUCAACUUCCCUUACUGAACAUUUCAUACAUUCUUCGCAUCUGUGUCACUUCUUACGCCUAGUUUCCGCCUCGUUUCUCUCGUGUGGUCUCCGAUGUUUUUUGACCCUCCUGUCAUAUGAUGUAAUAUAAAUAGAGGAUUGGUCGCUUUGGGCUCAUAUAGUUAAUUAAGCAUAAGCUCUCGCAUUACUGUCUGUAUAGUCUCAUCAAAAACAAAGCCAACCAACCAAACCUGAAGAACGAACAGUCUGUUGAGGUUUUUGCUUCUCUCAUAUCAUUACCAAGUGUCAUCCCAUUACAAGUUAUUAUUAAAAAAGGAAGAAAAAAUAUGAUUAGCUCAAGGUUCCAUUAUAUUUUAUAUACUACCAUGUACGCCAUGGAAUAAAGUGUUACCACAA
Messenger RNA from Portunus trituberculatus (swimming crab), 4519 nucleotides. RefSeq names its product zinc finger protein 706-like. The record is from RefSeq and is a predicted model, not a curated record. The coding region runs from base 190 to 420 and encodes 76 amino acids. NCBI's taxonomy places the organism in Eukaryota, Metazoa, Arthropoda, Malacostraca, Decapoda, Portunidae. The transcript is spliced from 3 exons.